Aspergillus clavatus NRRL 1 is the source of this 213-nucleotide messenger RNA. RefSeq lists its product as uncharacterized. The transcript has 2 exons. The record is from RefSeq and is a predicted model, not a curated record. The coding region runs from base 1 to 213 and encodes 70 amino acids. NCBI's taxonomy places the organism in Eukaryota, Fungi, Ascomycota, Eurotiomycetes, Eurotiales, Aspergillaceae.
AUGGUUACCACUGUCCUUAUGUUUGUGGUUGGUCCAGUCGGCCGGAAUACUUGCCCUCUCUACAAGGUGUACUCUCACUUCCUCGUUCGCCACUAUGGAACAGUAAGAGAAGCCGAUGUGCGUGGUGAGGAGCUUGCAGUUGUAGUCCUCAUCACAGAUCCACCUCACGGCGACUCCGUGAGGAGCCAGGCUGAGAGGGAAACAUUAGUGUAA